This is a messenger RNA of Xiphophorus hellerii (green swordtail), 3792 nucleotides long. RefSeq names its product estrogen receptor 1 (gene esr1). Lineage: Eukaryota; Metazoa; Chordata; Actinopteri; Cyprinodontiformes; Poeciliidae. Gene Ontology annotation, biological process: steroid hormone receptor signaling pathway; regulation of DNA-templated transcription. The record is from RefSeq and is a predicted model, not a curated record. Gene Ontology annotation, cellular component: nucleus. Gene Ontology annotation, molecular function: nuclear estrogen receptor activity; sequence-specific DNA binding; zinc ion binding.
ACAUCUAAAUCAUGAAAAAUACCCUUAAAUGGGAUUGAUUGUGUAAUUAUUGGAUGUCAGAAUGAGAUUUGACCUCCAGUUUUGUUUGCUGUGUUAUGGUGACCUGGCUCUUAAACACACAGCACUUAUUGAUUUGGCUGCAUCUUUAAUUUGUUUAUCCUUUUUUAAACCUUUCCACUGUUUCCACUGAGUACGGUGAGCCCACCUAAAUGCCUGUGAGGCAGGCAGAGAGGAAGAGAAGGGGAAUUAGUCGCUGUUGCGCAGCAUAUCCGAGGAUGAUUCAUGUAUAAGAGGCAGAACCCAGUGCAGAGCAAGCAGGAGUUCGGACCAGCACUCAGACCCAGGAUAAGCCCAGCCUCCUCAGAGCUGGAGACCCUCUCCUCGACACGUCUCCCACCCUCACCCCGUGCCCCCCUCAGUGACAUGUACCCUGAAGAGAGCCGGGGCUCCGGAGGGGUAGCUGCUGUUGACUUCCUGGAAGGGACGUACGACUAUGCCACCCCCACCCCUGCCCCAACACCUCUUUACAGUCACUCUACCACUGGCUACUUCUCUGCUCCUCUGGACGCCCAGGGACCACCGUCUGAUGGCAGCCUUCACUCUCUGGGGAGUGGGCCGACCAGUCCUCUUGUGUUUGUGCCCACCAGCCCGAGGCUCAGCCCCUUUAUGCAUGCUCCAAGCCACCACUAUCUGGAAACUGCUUCAACACCAGCUUAUAGAUCCAGUCAUCAGCCGGCCUCCAGAGAGGACCAGUGUGACACCCGUGACGAGGCAUGCAGUGUGGGAGAGCUGGGAGCUGGAGUCGGAGUUGGAGUUGGAGUCGGAGCCGGCGCCGCAGCCGCAGCCGGGGGGUUUGAGAUGCCUAAAGAGACGCGUUUCUGUGCUGUGUGCAGCGACUAUGCCUCCGGGUACCACUAUGGGGUGUGGUCCUGUGAGGGCUGCAAGGCCUUCUUCAAGAGGAGCAUUCAGGGUCACAAUGACUAUAUGUGCCCAGCGACCAAUCAGUGUACUAUCGACAGGAAUAGGAGGAAGAGCUGCCAGGCUUGCCGACUCAGGAAGUGUUACGAAGUGGGUAUGAUGAAAGGAGGUGUGCGAAAAGACCGUGGUCGCAUUCUGCAGCGCGACAAACGACAGAUGGGCGUCAGUGACAGAGAAAAAACUGGAAAAGGUCUGGAGCACAAAGCGACACACCAUCAUGAUAAGAGGAGACGCAGCAGUGCCCUGGGAGGAGCGAGAUCCUCAGUGACCAGCCUGCCAUCUGACCAGGUUCUGCUUCUCCUUCAGGGUGCUGAGCCCCCGAUUCUGUGCUCCCGUCAGAAGAUGAACCGACCCUAUACUGAGGUCACCAUGAUGACCCUGCUGACCAGUAUGGCCGACAAGGAGCUAGUCCACAUGAUCGCUUGGGCAAAGAAGCUCCCAGGUUUCCUGCAGCUCUCCCUCCACGAUCAGGUUCUACUGCUGGAAAGUUCAUGGCUGGAGGUGCUGAUGAUCGGACUCAUUUGGAGGUCAAUCCACUGCCCUGGAAAACUCAUCUUUGCACAAGACCUAAUACUGGACAGGAAUGAAGGCGACUGUGUUGAAGGCAUGGCGGAGAUCUUCGACAUGCUGCUGGCCACCUCUUCCCGCUUCCGCAUGCUCAAACUCAAACCGGAGGAAUUUGUUUGCCUCAAAGCGAUCAUCCUGCUCAACUCUGGUGCGUUUUCUUUCUGCACUGGAACAAUGGAGCCCCUCCACGACAGCGCGGCCGUCCAGAAUAUCCUGGACACCAUCACGGAUGCACUCAUACAUCACAUCAGCCAAUCAGGAUACUCGGCUCAGCAGCAGGCGAGACGGCAGGCCCAGCUGCUCCUGCUGCUCUCCCACAUCAGACACAUGAGCAACAAAGGCAUGGAGCACCUCUACAGCAUGAAAUGCAAGAACAAAGUGCCUCUGUACGAUCUGCUGCUGGAGAUGCUCGAUGCCCACCGCCACCACCCGGUCAAACCGUCUCAGCCUUCAUCUCCAGAUGACAAAGCUCCUCCCUCCACCAGUGGUGUGUGUUUGGGCGGCUCCUCUCCAGCCGGUUCCGUUUCCGGACCUCGAGAUGGCAGCGAGACCCUAAUCAGAACCCCCUCGGCUCCCAGCGUCCUGCAGUACGGAGGCCCCGCUCCGACUGCACCCAGGUCCUGUGAGUUGGGGGGCGAUAGUCAAUUUUGUGAAUGACACAUGCAGUUUUGGAAAUGACAGCUGAAGGUUACAUUGCCAUUGAUUUGAUCAGAAAGUAAUUUAUAAAUAAGAAUGUAAUUUUAUAGCCAAAUGGGGAGAAGUUUCACCUUCUUGGCACAAUCUGAGCCUCAGUUCCUUUUAUUUGCUGAGUUUCAUCUUUUUUGCUUUGCUUUUAAUUUCCAACAGCAGAUACGUCGUCAUACUUUGACACGCAGUGAUUUGAAAGGAUGAGCAGCUAAUUUUUGUGUAUUCUUUAUCUUGACCAAAGUGCACUUCUUCUGACUGAAGGACUAAUGGGCAUUAUUUUUACUUUUGCAUAUAGGAGGUAAUUACCCAGCAAUUACUGGUGAAACUGAAACGCCACAUAUUGCAACCGUGCACAAAAUUUUAAUCAAUUUAGUUUUGAAAUGAGCUUGUAGGUCAAAUGCCUAAAAGGAAUCAAAUCAGUUCAGCCCACACUGAUUACAGAUUAAAAGAAAGAUUACUUAUAUGCUAAGUAACUGUUAUCCACUGCUGUCUGUGUACAGGAGGGGUUUUCUAUGCUUACCUGCAGCAAUUUUCUCUGAAUUUAUGCUAAAUGUUGAUGUGAGCUUGUGUCCUGGCAUGUGUUUUCAACACUGAGACUUUAACAGAGGGAUAGGCAGGGCAGAGUGAUCUUCAGUUCAAUGUUUCAUCCACAAUCUGAUGCUUACGUAAUUCAUUGCAGGCACUUUGGCUGGAUUUACUCAUCUACUAAUCUAAGUAUAAUAACUAAUUUUUAAAUGGUAAAUUUCUGACUUCUGAAUUUUAAAUUUUGUUGAUUUUUUUUCAGUACUUUAAAGAAAGUUUGCAAAUGAUCUUUUCCUGUCACACUAGGCAAAUAUUUUAGCGGGUCUGGUUACCUUGGAGCAUCAGAUGCAGAUUUAUGCUCCAAAAGUUGGAAAAUGAGAUAUUCCUUCUGUUGGACAAUUAUAUAAAUCAUAAUGAAAACAAAAGUAAUUUGCAGUAGUGUUUUCUCUCCUAUUGCUUCAGAGCUUCAAAACAAAGACCAGAUAUUAUUAUUACACUAUAAAAGCUUUAGUCUCCCGUUUCCGUUUGGAGAUUUAAUUGUGCUAUGCUAACAGAACACUGUUGAUCUUAAUCCAGCACUAGCCUGGAGAUCAAGUUGUUUAGCUGGACUAAUUACUGACUUUAGAUCAGAUUUAGCAGUUUGUAAAGGGAUCCUUAAGUUUCAUAAAAAGCAGAGUAAUGUCCUGGAAGUUGCAACCUUUUCUUUUUUUAAAACAAGACAUUUUGUAUCCCUGAAGGACACAUGGAGUGUUAUCCACAGCAGCCACCAUCAAGACCUUAAGAGUUCAGACACACAAGCUGCUCCUGUUUUUAUGAUUUUCUAUAUUUCGUAUUAUGAAGAAAAACUUUCUGACAUUUAUGAAUUUCAGGAAAGCAAUUGACAGGCAGCUCAGCAUAAAUGUGUGGGAAAUGUUCGAAAAGGGUUAGAAGAAGAGUGAAUUUGGCCACUUGAGCUGAAUUAAAGGGUAAAUCCAGCCAAACCGGAUGUCAUUUAUCAUGUGUUUACUGUGCGUGUAAAUAAAGGCUGAUGUUGGGAAA